CACGCAGUGGGUUGCUUGCGAGAGAUGAUGCGGCGGCGGCAAGGCCUGAGGGCCUUCCUGCUCGGCCAGCAAGCCGAGGGAGAUGUCGUUCCGUGUCCUUCAACUCCAUAUGCGUCGGCAACAGCGGUUGCUGGGGAGUGUUCGUGGCUGCUGUCGGUGCUGUAUUGCGUCGGGCUGGUUAUGGAUGUCACCGACAUGUGGGGCCACCCAUGGAGCUGCGCGCUCAUGAUGGUCUGGACGCUUCUCUUCGCCUGGACGAGGCAUCCCCUUUUCCUCGUGGCUGCACUCGUUAACGACCUGGCUCACGUGGCACCCUACUGGCCUGACGUCCCCAACCACUCCAACCUGAUUGUGUUCCUGGACGUCAUCAUUCUCAUGUGGCUGCUGUGGGACGUGUCGCUUGCGGUUGUGAGGCACUUUCGGCAUCGCGGCAGCAAGGACGGCCUCAAGAAGGGGUCGAUACGGUCGGGGGACAUCCUCCAGGUCAUCAGCAGCAGCAUGGAGUGCUCCGCCUACCAUCGGAUCAUGCCGCUGCUGCCCUUCCUGUUCUCGGUGCUGUACUGGUUCGCGGGCUUCCACAAGCUCAACUACGACUUCUUCACGCCCCCACAGUCCUGCGUGGCCGACUUCACCAGACGCAUUGCUGGGGGAAUGGGCAUCCAGCACCACCAGUGGCUCGCUGACCUCCUCCGCCCAGACACACAAGCCGCUGCGAUGACGGUCUUGUUCCUCGGCGCGUUCGUCAUUCUGUGGGAGCUGGGGUGUGCCGUGCUCGUGUGGAGCCGUCGGUGGCGUCCCUAUGUGUUGGGCUUCAUCGCCUUCAUGCACAUGAACCUCGCUCUCGCCAAGUUCGUCAACUUCAGCUCGCUUAUCAACGUCUUCAUCUUGGCCUUUUUGGCCAUCUCGCUGCCCCACACGACCCUCGUCAAGGCCUUUAUGGAGGACACAGAGGGCAAGAGCAGGAGAUGGGCCGUGUGGAGCAGGGUGCAUCUGUAUGUGUACGCCAAUCUCCUGGCCUCGUGCAGCUUCUGGCUCAUCCGGCUGGCGCCCGAGGGCAGCAAGAAGAAGCUCAUGUAUGUGCGGCUGAGAGCUGCCGUCUUCAUCGUCAGCACCAUCCACCUCCUGGCCACUCCCCUGUAUCGCGCCAUCGUCCACCACUCACGGCAGCAGCCGAAGACUAAAGCCAAGAGUGAAGACAGCCCGCCCCCUCCCCCAGUGUCUCUGUCAUUCUUCCAAGCGGCCCGUCGGCUCUCGUGUCUCAAUUGGGUGUACGUGUUGCUGAUGGUGCUCUUCUACCUGAUGCCCUACCUCGGCCUACGGACGGCAGGGUGCGCCACGAUGUUCUCCAACCUGCAGAUCGAGUCGGUCGCCUACCCGCCUUACGCCUCGCGCAGCAACCACCUGCUGGUCUCCUCCGACGCACUGAGGCUCUUCAGCUACACCGACGACCUCGUGUACUUCCACAGUUGGCCAUCAGGGAUGAUUGGCCGCAAGACAUGGGGCAAGAUGACAGGGCAGGCAGUGCCACUGGUGGAGGUGCACAAGAUGGUGCGCAAGGCCAUCAUAGAGACCGACCCACGGCUCAACUACGGGCUGCAGUUCGCUGCCAACUUCUCCUACUACCACCACCCCAGCGGUGCUGACGAUGACGACAGCGGUGGGUGGGAGACUCGUUGGGUGAAGGACAUCCGGAAGGAGGAGCUGUUCACGAGUGGGGAGCUGGUCAGCUGGUGGGAGAUGAGGCUGCUCUCGUUCAGACCCAUACCAUUCAACGCGCCCAAGCGAUGCUACUGGUAGACAGAGGAGAGGAGACGGGGGGGAGGGUGGGUCUACCAGAAAGGGUCCAACUGUGCGGAGCGUGCGGCUCAAUCGGCAUGCAGCUCGAACUCGCUGACAGUUGCGGACCAAGAGGCUGGCUGAGGACCGCGCUGAGAACAAUUAGAGGAUAUAUGAGUCGCGGGAGAGUGGCUCAAAGGAAGCCUUCUCUGCGUGGGUGCGUGGCCGGCCGGACGAGUGAUGAGUGGGGGUAUUUGUGCAGUGCAUCGUCUUUUGCUAGUAGCAUUACGGGGUGGUGGUUGUGGGUGUGGUGUGAGCCAUCGGGUGUGCGUUUCGGCCGACGGCAAGUUUUGUGUGUCUGUGGACGUGAUGUGUGGUGUGGUGUGGUGUGGUGUGGUAUAACGCUACUUGUGUCUGUGUGUGUGGUGUCAUCCCCCGAUGCUGUUUGUGCUGUCUGAUG
This is a messenger RNA of Vitrella brassicaformis, 2236 nucleotides long. Lineage: Eukaryota; Vitrellaceae. The record is from the annotation of a GenBank genome assembly.